AUCUGCUUCUAUUAUCCGACGCAAUGUGUUCUUUGACCUUCCACUUUUCCGCUUCCUUUCAGGAUUCCAAGUUAGGGCUUGUCUCGUGAUGCAGUUUGAUGAUUUGGGUAAUGUAUGUCUUAUCCAUUUCCAUCGUCUUUUCCUAAUUUCUUCUUCAGCUGGAAGCUGAUUUGUUCUCUCCCACAAAAGGCUUUUGCUGAUGGUAUCCGGCCAAUGGAUGUUGAGUAUCUUGCGAAGACAGCUAUUUUUUUAAAUACUUGUACCUUCUUGAUGGUGGUUGUUGUAGUUCUUCAAGUUUCAGCUCCAUACAGUAGAACUGCCUUGACGUUGGUAAUGAAGAAAGUGAUUUUGAUAUUGGUUGAAAGUUGUUUUGAGGAUGCAUACAUCACAAAGAAGAGACUGAUCAAUUUCAAUCUGUAACAUCAAUGGUAAAAUUCAAAUAUGAAUAAAUUAAAAUCUGACAUUUAUUUUCUAUCCUGUGAUCAUUUCUACAAGAAAUCCUUGGUAAAAUCUCAGAUUGUAGAACUGGAAACAAAAACAAAAAAAAACUUAUUCAAUAGUGAUAACAUUGUUAAUAACCUCAGUUCAUUAUGUAUAUAGUAACGUUGACA
Schistosoma margrebowiei is the source of this 611-nucleotide messenger RNA. NCBI's taxonomy places the organism in Eukaryota, Metazoa, Platyhelminthes, Trematoda, Strigeidida, Schistosomatidae. The record is from the annotation of a GenBank genome assembly.